UGCUACUUUUACUAAUGCGGCUGACAGCACAAGGAAGAAUACUACAGUUUUUUACUUUGUCACUCACUUGAAAGAGGAAGUAUUCAUUCUGCUCAGAAUCUUAACAGGAAACACAGGCUAAACCAUUGUUCAGUGGAGUCGCAAACUGUGAAUUUAUAAUUAGAUGUUAUGAGGAUUAUAAAUUAAAGCUGCACAGUUUAUGUGUUUGACAGUUAAAAUCCCCACCCAGGUAUAUUAGGUAGCACUUAUCAUAGACAACUUGGACAGAAGACAGGUUGGUGAGUCUGUAUUUAUGUUGGUACCUGCCAUCUGCGGCUCCACCAAACAAAAUUCAGAAAGAACGGAAACGAAAAAGAAAAAAAGCACGACUUUGUGUCUUCCUGCCACUGAGAGCGAAUUUUGACUGUUCACCUCUGAAGAAACCAGUUUUUUAAAAAGACAAAAACAGAGUUUUAAAGACUUUUGAAGAAAGGAAUCGAGUGUGAAACUGAAUUUUUAACUUCAGCUAAGUUUAUUAGCACAUCCUCUCAUCCUGAGCCACAGCAGAGCUGAAAACAAAACAUUUUGAGACUGAAGAUGUUUCUGAAAAACCUGGAGAUGAAGUGGAAAACAGCCCUGACCUCCAUCUUGGAGGAGCUGGAUGAGGCGCAGUUCAAGAAGACGCUGUCCUACCUGGAGAAGAUACCCCAGGGUGUGAAGGCCGGGAAGGUCAAGGAAGAGAUGCCCCAAAUUAUCAUCCAGUACUUGGGCACAGAAGAGUCCAUCCUUGCAAUAAAUAAAGCCAUGGAUCAGAUCCCCAGGAGGGACGCUGCAGUCCAGGGCCUGCUGCGACCUUUUGUGCACAAACUGAAGGACCAACGCCAGAAAGACAAGAAGAGUCAACAGAAGAGCGGCAAAGCUGACAAGAAGAAGAAACCCCCCAAGAAUCAGAAAGGCGGCGACCAACAGGGCGCUGAAGCCACAGCCGGGCCAUCUGGGCAGAAUCCUGUGCAAUGCACAAACCAGAGAAAAAGGAAGACUGAUGCUGCAGGUCCAGUGAAGCCCAAAGUGGUAAAGAAGCCAAAGAAAGAUUUACCUCUGAUGCCACCUGGACCCAUCAUGUCAUCUCAGACUGAUGCUGUAGGUCCAGUGAAGCCCAAAGUGGCAAAGAAGGCAAAGAAAGAUUUACCCUUGAUACCACCUGGAGCCAUCAUGUCAUCUCAGACUGAUGCUGCAGGUCCAGUGAAGCCCAAAGUGGCAAAGAAGGCAAAGAAAGAUUUACCCUUGAUACCACCUGGAGCCAUCAUGUCAUCUCAGACUGAUGCUGCAGGUCCAGUGAAGCCCAAAGUGGUAAAGAAGCCAAAGAAAGAUUUACCUCUGAUGCCACCUGGACCCAUCAUGUCAUCUCAGACUGAUGCUGCAGGUCCAGUGAAGCCCAAAGUGGCAAAGAAGGCAAAGAAAGAUUUACCCUUGAUACCACCUGGAGCCAUCAUGUCAUCUCAGACUGCUCAAGAUGAAAUACGGAUCUCAGUACCACCAACAGGACAGACACCCACCUGGAGACCAAUUUUCCCAGAAACUGGAUACAGCUACUAUGACCAAUCCCAGGGUGUUUGGAGAGGAAAAUAACACACACUGUGGAGUUUUCAAUGUAAACCUUCCCACUGAUCAAUGCUUUGGGUGAAUUUUAAUUAGGAUUCCUUUGAUUUUUAUUCAAGGCCUGUUUGAAACCUCUGCUAAAAUGCAAACAGCGCUCUUUUAAUAAAUAAAAUCAAAAACUAACCCAUGAAACGUUUUGUUUAUA
This is a messenger RNA of Monopterus albus (swamp eel), 1783 nucleotides long. RefSeq names its product synapsin-1-like. Lineage: Eukaryota; Metazoa; Chordata; Actinopteri; Synbranchiformes; Synbranchidae. The record is from RefSeq and is a predicted model, not a curated record. The coding region runs from base 577 to 1608 and encodes 343 amino acids. The transcript is spliced from 10 exons.